AGUCAGUUGCGUUCGAUGCCAAAGCACGUUUGCGAUUGCCCUGUGAAUCCUUGUGUCCAAAUGACAAGAUUAGUGCUAGCCUGCUAGAUUGGCUUGCCAGACGAGGGAGCCUUUUGAGCCGUGAGGUGUUUCGUGUAUGGAGGAGUGAGGACGACUCCACUUCCUCAAGAAGCAGACAAAACAACACGUUUGCGAUUAAUACUCUCAAAGAACUGAAGUACUUUUUCGACAGUAUUUGCGACGUAAAACAUAUGAAACUGCCUAAACAAACAUGCCCCCAAAGAGAGCCAAAUUAGCCAUUGAUGGGAAUUCAGCUCAGAAAGCCACCAUGACAACAAGAGGCAAAAAAAUCUCCUUGCAUCACAUCCUUGGAAUAUGGUCGGGCUUCAUCCCCAAUUGCCAAUGUGAAAAAUGCAAUGAACUUCAACCAGUGGCAUCUUCAAGUUCAGUCGAAUCUACACCUCAACUUCCACUGCUUCAUCAAACUUCUAAAAAAUCAGCAAGAAGUGAUUCUGAAAUUAUCAAGCUUGCUGAAAUUGAAAAAAUUGAACCUAUCACUGAUGAACCAGAUCCUAUCUAUUUCAACUCAAAUGGUUCUGAAGAUGAUUCAUCAAAUAUAGAAUCUAUAGAUGGUAAUACCAAUUCAAAUAACAAUGUUGAUCCUUAUCUUCAUGCUAAAGUACCAUUAGCUAAAGAUGCAAAAAUCGAUAGUAAUGAAAAUAGUUUGGCUACAGAUAAUGUUUCAGAGGAUGAUUUAGGCAUAGAAGUUGCUAAUGCUGAAUUUGAUAUUGAUCAUGACUCUGAUAAUGUUUACACUGCAUUUCGAAGGAAUGUAGAUGAUCCCUUGAACUAUGUAGAGUGUUCAGUGUGUUUCAAGAAAAUCAAGGAAUCCUCAAUGAAACAACACUUUAAAACACAUUCAGGAGUGCGACCACAUCGUUGUGAUAUUUGUGGCACAUACUUUACCCGCAGAGGAGAUGUCUGUAGACACAAGAGGGUGGUGCAUGGCAAAGUGAGACCAUAUGUCUGUCGUAAAUGCAACAAAAAGUUUCCUGACCGCACUCUUCUAGUAUCUCAUCUUGUCAACCAUGACAAGACCACUUUUUAUGAGUGUUCAGUUUGUAAUUUCAAGUUUGGUCGUAGGGAGUAUUUUGACAAUCAUAUCCGCUUCAUUCACCCUAGUGCUGAGCAAGUGAACCCCAGUUCUGUUGCUGAAGAUGCUGUAGAGAUACAACUCAAAGAGCUUGAAGAAGAAGAUGAAAUCACUGGGGCCAACACUGUGGCAUCAGCUAUCAGAAAUGCAGAAUUAUCAGCCAAAACCUACAAACAAAUGCCGGAAAUAAAAGCAACUGAUAUCUGCAAAGAUUUGACUGAUUUCUCUGCUCCUAUUCCAUUAAUGCAACUGCAAACCGUUUCUAAAGAUAGUGGAAAAGAUGAAGAUCUUGUUGGCAAAAUUCUAAAUGCUGCUGUUGCUCAAGCAACAAACACCUUAUCUAACUUGGCUGCAGUCAAUCCUGCUAGGACUUCAUUCAAGUCUAACAAGCGCAACAAUAAAUAUGGUGGCCAAAGUCCUUUGGAAAUAAUUGUAAAAGUUUCAAUGAAUGGAACAAUGAGAAGGUUUAUUCUUCAAAUUCAAGGUGAAGAAGAAUUUGAUCUUCAGUCAGCUGAAGGAAUGGACCUUAUAGUAAAGUUGAUAAAUGAGCUUGGUGAAGAUAAAGGGCAAGUUGACGGGCCUAUCCAGAUCGAGCUGUAUAAGCCACCCCGCCGUUUUCUCCUAUUAAAACCUAUUACUUGAAUGCUUAGAAUUAGAUUUUCUAUUUAAACAAUUCUGGAGUACUUGAAUUCAUACUAUUAUUAUUAGAUGAGGCGUCUGUGUAAUAUUCAAAAUUAUACCUGUGUCGAGGUAACUUAGGUCACUUCCCUCAUCUUCAGGUCAUCUUUCCUUCUGCACAAGAAACUCUAAACUAAAGGGGUUGAUUAUACAGGGUUAUUCUAAAUGAUGGACCAUAUUUAAUAAAUUUUUAUU
Molecule: messenger RNA, 2026 nt
Organism: Hyalella azteca
Lineage: Eukaryota; Metazoa; Arthropoda; Malacostraca; Amphipoda; Hyalellidae
Product: zinc finger protein Aiolos
Exons: 3
Coding region: 272-1795 (507 amino acids)
Biological process (GO): regulation of transcription by RNA polymerase II
Cellular component (GO): nucleus
Molecular function (GO): RNA polymerase II transcription regulatory region sequence-specific DNA binding; DNA-binding transcription factor activity, RNA polymerase II-specific
Source: RefSeq, a predicted model, not a curated record